Daktulosphaira vitifoliae (grape phylloxera) is the source of this 1673-nucleotide messenger RNA. Its product is annotated as sodium/hydrogen exchanger 9B2-like. Gene Ontology annotation, biological process: proton transmembrane transport. Lineage: Eukaryota; Metazoa; Arthropoda; Insecta; Hemiptera; Phylloxeridae. The coding region runs from base 102 to 1613 and encodes 503 amino acids. The record is from RefSeq and is a predicted model, not a curated record. Gene Ontology annotation, cellular component: membrane. Gene Ontology annotation, molecular function: antiporter activity. The transcript has 7 exons.
UGCUCAUACUGUCAGUGUCUUGUACCUUGUAGCAUCGAUAGUAAAGUGAAAAUUGUGUUUUAGACUUUUUUCUAUCGAACUUCUAAGUUAAUUUGUUAAUAAUGGACGAUUUGGAUCAACAAAAUCAUCAUAUACACUGGUAUGACAAACGUCUGAUGGCAAUUUUAUCAGAUUAUAGUAUGAUUAUUUUAUCAAUUAUCAUUACAUGGUGUCUUCUGUACGUCAAUUUAACCCCAUACUUAAUGGCAGUACCAGGAGGAAGUAUCGCAUCUUUUUUCAUUCUAUACGUGGCUGGAUAUGGCUUGGGCUGGUUAGUGGAAAAACUAGCCAAUUUGCCACCUUUGUUAGGUAUGUUGGUGGCAGGAAUAGUGAUUCAAAACCUUGGACUUUACAAUGUUGAAGUAGAAUGGUGUAUUAAAUUUGUUGCGAUUGCUAGGGAGGCUGCACUUACAGUUAUUCUAAUUAAAGGUGGCUUGGGGUUGGAUGCUGAUCAACUACGUCGUCUUAGUGGAACGGUUACUAAAUUGACACUGACACCUUGUAUAACUGAAGCAAUUGCUGUUGCAGUGGCUGCUCAUUAUUUGAUUCCACAGUUUUCAUGGGAAUGGUCAUUAUCCCUUGGAUUUUCUUUAUCUGCUGUAAGUCCUGCUGUUUUGGUGCCUCGACUAUUAAGCUUGAGGACUAAAGGUUAUGGUGAAGUAAAUGGAGUUAAUACCUUAUUAAUAGCUGGAUCUAGCUUAGAUGAUAUUGUUUCUAUAAGUGCUUUUGGUGUAUUACUGGGUCUAGCUAUUUCUGAAGGCGAUUUGAUAAACAAAAUUGUACAAGGGCCUAUAGAUGUAUGUAUUGGAAUAGUAAUUGGAUUACUAUGGGGUGCUGUGUUAAUAUUUGUACCACCUUCACCGUGGGCUCAAAACGUUAAUAGUGAUGACUAUAAACUUGAAAAAAAUAAUAGAAUUGAUACGUUAGAUCAAUCAACCACAGCAAAACGAUCUCUCCUUUUGGGUGCUGGAGGAUUUUUAGCUGUAAGAGGUAGCCUAUGGUUUGGUUUUCCUGGGGCUGGACCAUUAGCUUGCAUUAUAUCAGCGUUUGUAGCUAAUACUGGUUGGAAAUGGAAGUUGGAAAAAUAUAAUGAUAGCUUAACCAUACCAAACAAUGCCCAAAAAUAUAAUCCAACUCAAGAAAACUCAGUCGAAAAAAUAUUUGAUUACUUUUGGAUUGGUCUAGAGCCAGUGCUAUUUUCAUUUAUUGGAACUGAAGUCAAGUUGAAAUUACUUCAAGAGAGUGAUAUUAUUUUUACCGGAAUAUUAAUUAUAAUAUUUGGAUUAAUUAUUCGUUUAAUUGCAACAACAUUGUCAAUAUGGGGAGCUGGAUUUAGCCGUAAAGAAUCUGUAUUUAUAAAUAUUGCGUGGUUGCCAAAAGCCACAGUACAGGCAGCUCUUGCACCCGUAGCAUUAAAUGCAGCUAGGGAGCAUGGUAAAAGUGGUGACGAAGAACGGGCCAUUCGGUUGUGCGCUAUUGCAGUACUUUCCAUACUUAUGACUGCGCCCGUAGGAGCUCUUGGUAUACAAUGGUUUGGAUUAAAAUUACUGCCGAAAUUACAUGUACAAGAAUAAACUAAAACUGAUGGCACGAAUUUUUUAAAAAUUGACAAAUAAAUUUUUAACGUUUGCCUA